GCCCACGCCGCUCCCGGCGCCCGCUCCCCCCUCACCAACCCGAGGACAACGCGCUCGCCGCCGCCGUCGCCUCUCGGCGCUCCCAUGAUCGCCCAGUGCCUUUCGGCUGUGCGAGGCCUCCACAGAGUUGGUGGUUCCAGGAUUUUAUUGAGAAUGACUUUAGGAAGAGAAGUGAUGUCUCCUCUUCAGGCAAUGUCUUCCUACACUGCAGCUGGUAGAAAUGUUUUAAGGUGGGAUCUUUCACCAGAGCAAAUCAAAACAAGAACUGAGGAGCUCAUUGCACAGACCAAACAGGUGUAUGAUUCUAUUGGCAUGCUGGACGUUGAGGAAGUAACUUACGAGAACUGUUUGCAAGCCCUAGCAGAUGUGGAAGUGAAGUAUAUAGUGGAGCGAACCAUGCUAGACUUUCCCCAGCACGUCUCCUCUGACAAAGAAGUACGAGCAGCAAGUACAGAAGCGGACAAAAAACUCUCUCGCUUUGAUAUCGAGAUGAGCAUGAGAGAAGAUAUCUUUCUGAGAAUUGUUCAUUUAAAGGAGACCUGUGAUCUGGGGAAGAUAAAGCCUGAAGCCCGACGAUACUUGGAAAAAUCAGUUAAAAUGGGAAGAAGGAAUGGGCUCCAUCUUCCAGAACAAGUACAAAAUGAAAUCAAAGCAAUGAAGAAAAGAAUGAGUGAACUAUGCAUUGACUUUAACAAAAACCUCAAUGAGGAUGAUACCUUCCUUGUAUUUUCCAAGGCUGAACUUGGUGCUCUUCCUGAUGAUUUCAUUGACAGUUUAGAAAAGACACAUGAUGACAAGUAUAAAAUUACUUUAAAAUACCCACACUAUUUUCCUGUCAUGAAGAAAUGUUGUAUCCCUGAAACCAGAAGGAAGAUGGAAAUGGCUUUUAAUACAAGAUGCAAAGAGGAGAACACCAUAAUCCUGCAGCAGCUACUUCCACUGCGAGCCAAAGUAGCCGAACUGCUGGGCUACAGCACGCAUGCUGACUUUGUUCUUGAAAUGAACACCGCGAAGAGUACAAGCCAUGUAACCUCCUUUCUAGAUGAUUUAAGCCAGAAAUUAAAACCCUUGGGUGAGGCAGAACGAGAGUUCAUUUUAAAUUUGAAGAAAAAGGAAUGUGAAGAGAGAGGUUUUGAAUACGAUGGGAGAAUCAAUGCCUGGGAUCUCCAUUACUACAUGACUCUGACAGAAGAACUCAAGUACUCUGUAGACCAAGAGAUCCUCAAGGAAUACUUCCCAAUUGAAGUGGUCACUGAAGGCUUACUGAACAUCUACCAGGAGCUGUUGGGACUUUCAUUUGAGCAGGUGACAGAUGCUCAUGUUUGGAAUCAAAGUGUUACACUCUACACUGUGAAGGAUAAAGCUUCAGGAGAAGUAUUAGGACAGUUCUACUUGGACCUCUAUCCAAGGGAAGGGAAAUACAACCACGCAGCCUGCUUUGGUCUCCAGCCCGGCUGCCUCCUGCCUGAUGGGAGCCGCAUGAUGUCCGUGGCUGCCCUUGUGGUGAACUUCUCGCAGCCACUGGCAGGUCGGCCCUCUCUCCUGAGGCAUGAUGAGGUGAGGACUUACUUCCAUGAAUUUGGGCAUGUCAUGCAUCAGAUCUGUGCACAGACGGAUUUUGCAAGAUUUAGUGGAACAAAUGUGGAAACUGACUUUGUAGAGGUGCCAUCACAAAUGCUUGAAAAUUGGGUGUGGGACAUCGAUUCCCUCCGAAGACUGUCAAAACAUUAUAAAGAUGGAAGCCCUAUUACGGAUGAUCUUCUUGAAAAACUUGUUGCUUCUAGACUGGUCAACACAGGUCUCCUGACCUUACGCCAGAUUGUUUUGAGCAAAGUUGAUCAGUCUCUCCAUACCAACACAUCGCUGGAUGCUGCAAACGAAUAUGCCAAAUAUUGCACAGAAAUCUUAGGUGUUGCAGCUACUCCAGGCACAAAUAUGCCGGCUACUUUUGGUCACUUGGCAGGCGGAUAUGAUGGCCAAUAUUAUGGAUACCUUUGGAGUGAAGUAUUUUCCACGGACAUGUUUUACAGCUGCUUUAAGAAAGAAGGGAUAAUGAAUCCAGAGGUUGGAAUGAAAUACAGAAACCUAAUCCUGAAACCUGGGGGAUCUCUGGACGGCAUGGACAUGCUCCAGAAUUUCUUGAAACGUGAGCCAAACCAAAAAGCGUUCCUAAUGAGCAGAGGCCUGCAUGCCCCAUAAACGUGGGAUCUUUGGGAGCAGUCCAUGUCUGGAGGACAAGUCGACAUCACCAUGUGUUACUGGCCUGGAAACUGAAGGGAGUUUUGCAAAUGAAAAUGUAGGUUUCCAUUGACUUCCUUUUGCUUUUUGAUUUGAAAAAUUAUACAGAUGUAAAUGGAAUUAUAAAUACUGUGAGCUAAGAAAAGACCCAUUAGAAAAUAAUUGUAACUAUAAAAUUUCAUAAAAAUGGAUUUGAUUUCUUUUUAUAAAAGUUUCAUAUGAAGGUAAUUUGAUUUUUUUACUAUUGUAAUCUAGAUAAUAUAAUGUAAGAGGGCUAAGAAUUUUUUAAUUGAAUCAUGUACAUUAUAUAAUUUGAUCCUUCUUAUAUCUUGAAGUUUUGUACUUGGGAUUUCUGAACUGAUAAAUGAAUCAUCACUUUCCUCGAUAAAUAUUUUCUUGGAGCCCUGCAUCCACUUUGCCACUAUCUCCCAGUAAAGUGUGACCUCUUUGCCCACACACCUCAGGGCCAGGGGACUAUGUUUCAGUAAUGCAUUUAUCUUUGUAUUUCAGGCCUCACGAUCCCCAACUUUCUGCCACACUUAAAUGAUGUUCUUCCAAUUGGUUUUGUCUUUUCUGUCUGACUUCCAGUCAGACAGUACCAAAAAAUUAUGAGUUUUAGCUGAAACGGUCGAAUGGAUAUUGCAAGUUUUUACAUCUUGUAUUAGAGAAUUUUGCUUCUCGGAUUGGAGGUUCAUUUCCACUUCAGCAUACAAGAUUGUCAGUCUUUCCGCAUAUUUGCCAAUUAGAACACGAAAGCAAGUCCAAGGAUGUUUUUCUCUUCUCAUGUUUCUAAUAAGUGGUAGGGACUUCGCCUCCUCUGCUGCCCCCCUCACCCCGCGUGGCAGGUAGAUACGUCACAAGUGAAGAGAGCUGCAGCAGACCCUGGGCGUGAAGAAUGCGGAAAGCCCAGGAGAGGGGUGGGUUCUGCACAGACAUGUGGGAGGACAGCUGCUCCAAAGUGUCAGGCGUGCUCACACUCAGCCCUGGGGAGAGGCUCGGCCGCAGCCUACCUUGUCUGGUGAUUUUACGUGAACCUUCGGAGCUCUUUAACUGUUUACUGUGGGCCUAAACUCCAGUUCUGCAGCAGCCCAGGAAACUCGCUGUACUUAUUUUCUCUCUAGGAGUCUACUCAGUGAGGAAACCAAACUAGGAUAAUCAAAAAAAAAUUUUUUUUAAUUAAAAAACUAACUUUGAGCGUAUGCAUUCUGCAUAGGACUUCCAGUUGUUCCCCCGUGUGUACCUGAGGUUUGACUUUGCUGGCCAGGGACAAAAUGAGAACCUUUUCCCUCUCCAGGACAAAGUGGACUUUGUGCUAACUAAAAAAAAUAUCAUGCUGCGGAGCAGAAGUGUCAACAGCAGGAAAAACCAAGAGCUAUAGCGAUGCAGAAGAAAAUUCAAAGAUUAUUAUUGCCAAGCAAAUACCUUAUUAAACAUCACAGAAAAUCCCCCCACCCACCCAUCCCCAAGACAGUUGCCUGGCCCUCUCUCCCCCACACUCAUCAGCAUCACCACCUCGGGUCCCUAAAACUGUUUUUUUUUGGUCUUAGCAACUAAUGGUACUUUCCUCUUUUUUUUUUUCCCAGAAUGUUCUGUUUUCUAGUUUCAGACAAAAACUCUCUUCAGCUUUUUCUACUGCCCGGUGCAUCUCGUUAACAAUAACUUUCUCAUUUUAAAUCUUAACUUAUUUCACAUGGGAAAACUAAUACUUGAUGUGAAUAAGACUGCACACAAUAAAGUUACAUUACUGUCACAAGGAUGAAUUCACAUUUCUUUCAUACUUCAGUGUUAAAACUGAAAUGCAUAACAGAACAGAAGUGCUGUGGUGGUCUUUGUAUUUAGGAUCCACAUCCCAUAUUUAAAAUCUGCCAAAGAAGAGCAACAAUAUCAAGAGGUCAUCAAGAAAACAUUCCCUACCGUAAUUCAAAACUAAGGACCUAUUUUUUAAAGCCUUUUUGGAUGGGCCGUUCAUCUGCUUGUUCCUUUUUUCUAGAUCAGAGCAUAGAGUGUUGGUGGCUGUUCUGAAUGGUGUAAAUAACUGUAAAAAAAUUGUAAUUGACCAACCUACACUUUAGAUUUAUGAACUAAGAUGCAUAUAGUAAAGUCUCUCUUGGUUAUCGAUCCAGGAGAUUUGGGCCUGUUUCUGGUUUUCCAGCAGUUGUUAAUGUCACUGAGGGCAAGUUCUUAAACAUCUUAGGUGAAAAUGUAGUAGGCCUGAUUCCUAAAGGUUUAAUUUUAAGAUGCCACAGAGAAGAGAAAGAGAAGUCCUAAUGUGAUGCCGUCUAAUACAGAUUUUUUUUUCUCCUCUAGUAUAAGUGUUGCAUGUUACCUAGAUAGAGAACUAAAAAUUAUAUUGAAGAAUUAUCACCCAAGCUAUUUACAUCAAAAUGCUGCCUUUUUGAACUUCUGCGGUGACAGGUAGGUAUCUGCAGCUCUUUGGACUUGACAAACUGCUUUGUGUAAGAAACCAAAAUCAAGAAAAUAGCUCUUAAAAAAAAAAUGAUAGGAUUUUGUACUUGCACUUUGUAUUUACCUUAAUUAGUAGGGAAUGACUUAACUUUCUACUUUGCCGCUUUGCCUUUGGCCUUUGUGUAUGAAUGAGGGUGUACAGCGAUCCUGCCUGCUCCCCACCAGUGAGCCUGCUAGCAUUUUUCAUUUUUUUCCUUUUCUAUCAUGCACAAGAAGUAUUUUUCAUGCUUGGAGAAAAUUGCAUUAAAAUACUAAUCCCCCAAAUUGGGUUUAGGUAGAGUUAGCUGAGCCCCAAAGAGUGUUAAAAGAGAAACCUUAUCCCCUCUGACUAGAUGCAACGACCAAAGCUUUGUUCUUUCCCCAACACAGCACUGUUACACAGUUAUGUAUCUCUUCUGAAAUUGGAUAGCCCCUCGAAACUGAAUGUACCUUCUCUUAUGACUGUUUGGUGAGAAUAAAAGCAAAA
Vicugna pacos (alpaca) is the source of this 5170-nucleotide messenger RNA. It is a transcript of the gene NLN, whose product is annotated as neurolysin. Gene Ontology annotation, cellular component: mitochondrial intermembrane space. Gene Ontology annotation, molecular function: metalloendopeptidase activity. Gene Ontology annotation, biological process: proteolysis; peptide metabolic process. The record is from RefSeq and is a predicted model, not a curated record. Lineage: Eukaryota; Metazoa; Chordata; Mammalia; Artiodactyla; Camelidae.